CUGUCCAAGAGCGUUGGCAGCGUCUCACCUCUGCGCGCCCGGUGCGCUCUGCUUGUGUUCCUGUGUCGUUCGCUCUCUCCUAUAGGGAGCAGCAGCAGCACCUUUCUAGUCCUGCUUGCCUCUCCUAGUGGGGAAGCGAUUCCCCACCAGCCUUUCAAUUAUUCCCGCUUUUCUGGAUAUCCCUCUAGCGGAGCUCAGCAGUCGAGGAGGCGUUGGUUGUGCGAGCUACCUCAGCUGCUCCCUCCCUUCUUGCUUCGCCCGCCGGGUCUUGCAAUUGGGGCUCCCUCCCCAGACACACGGACGCCGCGAGCGGAGAGCGCUCAGCUGGGAUGGCAGCGGGUGCAGCGCUGGGCUGAAGCCAGAGCGGCCCCGCCAGCCAUGGCCAAACAGUACGACGUGCUCUUUCGCCUGCUGCUCAUCGGGGACUCGGGCGUGGGCAAGACCUGCUUGCUGUGCCGCUUCACCGACAACGAGUUCCACCCUUCGCACAUCUCCACCAUCGGAGUUGAUUUUAAAAUGAAGACUAUAGAAGUAGAUGGCAUUAAAGUCCGAAUACAGAUCUGGGACACUGCAGGUCAGGAGCGAUAUCAGACCAUCACCAAGCAGUACUACAGACGAGCCCAGGGGAUAUUCUUGGUGUACGACAUUAGCAGUGAGCGCUCGUACCAGCACAUCAUGAAAUGGGCCAGUGAUGUGGACGAGUAUGCUCCAGAUGGUGUCCAAAAGAUCCUCAUUGGGAAUAAAGCAGAUGAGGAAGAGAAGAGGCAAGUAGGCAAAGAGCAAGGCCUCCAGCUGGCCAAGGAGUAUGGCAUGGAUUUCUAUGAAACAAGUGCCUGUACCAAUGUGAACAUCAAGGAGUCUUUCACUCGUCUGACAGAGCUGGUCCUUCAGGCCCAUAAGAAAGAGCUUGAUGGUCUCCGCACGUAUGCAGCUGAUGAACUGAACCUGGUUGAGCUGGAUGAAGAAGCAAGCAAGCCAGAGGGCACAGAGCACUCCCCCAAGACCUGCUGGUGCUGAAGGCCUCCAAUCGCUCUUCCUUUCUCCCCUCACCCAUCCCCAGUGCAGGUAGAAAGGCUGCCACCUAGAAAGGGUUGGCUUGCUGUGCUCCUCUCUGGCCUUUGGUUGCCUGCCCGCCUGCCCACUAUCUGUCCUGCUGGAUCCUCUUUGGAUUUCCUGAUGUGUCUCCUCAAUUGGUGAUUUCUGUUGUCCCCCAAACUCCCCGGAUCCAAAUCUGUUCAGGGGGCUCACAAUGCAGAACAUCACCCUGCUACCUUCAUGGAAGAGCUGUGCUUGGCAAUUGCAGCCAAGGCCUUAUCAGCAGCCUCUCAGCCUAUCCAGAUGCUCUGCGGCCUUGCCCUUUUCCGUGGGCAGAUGAGCCAACUGGUUCUGUGUCUGGAUGGGACUAAGCCUGUCCCCUGAGAACAGGGUCCUUGAGGAGGGAAAUGUCAUUAUCUGUUCUCCAGGUAGGCCAUUGGCUAGCACACCCUCGAUAGCAGGCCCACUGAUGGCUUGUUAGUCUAUAUCCCCCCACGGACAUGGCCUUGCCAUUUCAGCAUCUGCCCUAACUUUGUGCAGGGUUGGGGCUUUAUGGCUAUCUUGGACAGAGUGUUUUGUUCAUCCCUGGCUGCCUGGAGUUUACUACUGAAACUGUCAUCUCAGCAUCUCACCAAAACUGGAUUUGUUCCAAAGUGUGCAGUGGCAUCUCUUGCCCUGCUAAGCAUAAGUUCCUGGGAGCAACAAGAGUCUAGCCCUACUGGGAAGAGGGUUGGAUGAUGAAAUGUGGGGCUCCAAUUCAGUUUCAUCUUAACUAGUUACUGAGAAAUGAAUGUUUCCUUCUUCCUGCCCAGACUAGACUCCGUUGUAUAACUCCUUUCAAGCCCUGGGCUGUACAUCAAGCAAGAAAGAUCCUUGCUCUGCAAUCUACUCAAAUUUUGUCAGAAAUCUUCCCUUUGCCCUUCUUGGGUAUCUUUGGCGGCACAGGUAUCCACUAGGCCUGUAUCCCUGUGCCAAUGGAGCUAGAGAACCCACCUCUAUCUAUGUGUUACAUGUGCAGACUUGGCUUUGGGAGCCCCCUUUGAAUGAUUUUUCCAGCUACCCAUCAAAGCCGUGAUCAACGCACCGUAAUCUGUGCAUCAAGCCUUCCCUCAUUUUUCCCCACUCUCUCAAGGCCUAUCCUGUAAGAAGUUGCUUAAGACCCUUUUGGUGGUCUCUCUUUAGAAUUUCCUCUGCAGGCUUUUGAAAUUCAACCUGAUAGAUUCGGGGGGGGGGUAGGGGUAGUGAUUUGCCAUGUGCUGCUAACGUGGCUCAAUCAGAGCAAACAAAAACUUGCCUGCCUGCAUGUUGCACCAGCAUUCCCCCUCUCGCCUUGACUUACAGUACUCGACAAGGGAGAUCUAAACAUGCUCAGCAGCAUGCCCCGGUGUUCUAAUCUAUAUGCUUGCCUGCUCCAGAGUAGCUGCUCCCUGCAUGCCAAAACCUUGGGGGAUGCUAAGACUCCUUUCCUCUCUUCAGAGCCGCCCCUAGGCACUGGGAAGCAGGGCAGUUGCCCUGGGCCCUGCACAUUGGCGAUGAGAAGCUGGGCUGCGGCAGGGUUUUUUUCUCUUCAGCCAUGCAGUCUCACCAGCCACUUCCCGCUCUUGGGGAAUCUCCCGCUCUUCAGCUGCGUGCCUAAGUGGUUUUUCCCUUCUCUGCUCUUCAGCUGUGAAGCGGGUGUGCGUGCGGCACUUAGCUAGCUAAUUUUAGGCAGGAGGUUUGAAUCCCCUGCCUGAGUGGCUUCCUUGUGCUGCCUGCCGCCCGCUCAUCAGUUGUGCAGCGCGUUUACAGGCAGUGCUUGCCGGCUUAUUCUGGGCGGGAGGUUUGAAAGAGAGAAAGAAUGUGGGGGGGGGCAACUAUGCUUUUGCCCUGGGCCCCACACAUGCUAUGGACAGGCCUGCCUCUCAUGUAUAAAUGCCAGCAAUGGGCCGCAGUUGCUGGAUCUAGAAGGGAUGGAUGUCAGCUGGAGGCUUUUUAAGUGGGAUGUGGUACAACAAUCCUCUUGCUGCAUUGACAGGUUGUCUUUGGCAGGAGUGGGGUAGGGCUUAGGCAUGAGCCAUUCAAUCCACAGAAAAUGUUCUUGUGUCUGCGUGGUGACCUGCCCUUCCCUUGCCACAAGCUAAUGCCAGAGAGCAGGCAGAUCUGCAUUACUCUACUCUUUUCCUACUAUAUACCGACACACACUCUCUCUCUCUGGAGCAGAUGAAAAAAAAAAUUUCCCUCACAGAAGGAGGGGAAUAGCAGGUAGAGGGGAUGGAAUUGAUUGUGUUGUGAUGCUUAGUCCAAGGGUUUUGUCCUGAGAGCAGGGUGCCUUGCAGUUCAGAAAAGGCUCCACUUCCCAAGUGUUUGUGUGUGCCCUUUUCUAAAAACUGCCAAGUUUUACCUCUUUCCUUGUGUUGGGUGGGUUUGAACUGGCUUCAAGCCACUGAAAACAAAUGGAAACCAUGAAGUUCUUCACACAGUGCCUGCUGCUGGCAAAGGGGGUUCUUGUGGCCACAGUCACCUUGGGAGCCCGUUUCAGGACCCAUGGAGAAGGCACCGAAUGACUGGCUACAAGGGACCACUUCCUGCCAGAUCUAGUGUGAUACUAGGGACAUUGUAGACACUUUUAGAGACGUAUCUAGCCAUUAACCAGUUGGGAGUUUUUUGUGUCGACCAGGGAGCAGCAGGAGCCCUCUGGCCUUCCAAAUAUUGCUGGACUAUAGCUCCCAUCAUCCCUGACUGCUGGCCAUGCUGGCUGAAGUAUGAUGGGAGUUGGAGUCCAACAACUUAGGGAGAGCCACAGGUUCCCCAACCUUGAUGUAGUAGGUCCCAAAGUCUGCUAGAACAGGUUAAAUUGCAGUAAAAUGGGCACGGGGGAUAUUUUUUUGUGUUAGGGGGGCUAGGCAUCUUUGCCCUGAAAAUGAAGACAGGUGCAGACUGAGUGAAAUAGGAUGGGCCAAAGCAGGAUAUGUCCCCCACCCCAAACUCUGUUGGGAUGAUUAUUUGGAACCUGCUGGCUCUCACUGGCUUUGGUCUACCUAGUUUGUUGGAAGGGUGAAAUGAAGACCAAGAGCCAAUUCAUAUGGUCUGUCUGCACGAGGCCUGAUGCUGUGUCUUCUCACUCCCUUUUCUGCCUUCAAUCAACUGUGCCCAAAGUGAAUGGGUGUGUGGUGAGUGCAGAUAGCAGUUUUACAUGAGCACUUCUGAUAACUGCACUGGGGAAGGCCUCUGGUAGCACACAAGGCUGCCAUGCUAGGUGUAUGCAUGAUAAGAAACUUGGCAUAACUCACUUAGCAUGGUCGCAGUGUAAUUUGGGGUGGGAAACAUCCCAGCAACAGCACCAGUGGCUGGCUACCUGCAGAGUAGUUGUCUGAAACAGCUCCUGGAUGUCCCUUCUUUAAAACUCUGUUGCUUGAGCUGCCCUCAAGAAGGUCUGUCUGAAAUUAUCAAGGAGAGGGACACCAUUCUGUCUCUGAAGUGAGUACUGAAAGCUUCCCAAGAUCCCAGGCUCUGCAAGUGGCAGAGAUAUAAAGGUUGGGAGGGCCCAUGGAUAUGUCCCCCUGUAGCCCUUUCUUGCUUGUUGCAAUCCAGCAUCCUGCUGGUACCGCUUGCUCCACCUGGGAUCUAAGACCAUCGCUAUUUUUCCACCCAAUAUAAUAGAAGCUGGGCUGCUGAUGCUGUUAAGCUAAUGCACAAAUUAGUCUCCAAUGUAAUCUUCACAACACACGAGACCAGGAAGGGAGUAGAGACUCUGCCCAUCUAUGGAUUGAACUAGAGUUCUUUAUUGCUCUAGAACCGGCAAGGGCAGUUUCUGGGUUGUAGGUACUUGCAAACAAGCAGUGGAUGAAGCCUCUAGCUCCCAACACGGAGCAAAAUUAGCCACCCUGAUAGCAUUUAGGGAAUUGCAUUCUGGGACAUUAGACAACUGUGUCAGUGUGAGAAUACCUCCCUAAUCAGUGUGGACUUUUCUCUGUGCAGAUUAGAGUGGUGCUUUCUAGAGACCACAAAGUGCUUCUUGAUUUCAGGCCAGUGCCUGGGAAAGUGAGGAGGAUUCUGGGAAUCUAGUACUGUCCAGUCUUUUGAGGCUUCCUCUGUCCUGUUAAGUCAUGGAUCAUAGCGACUUGUCUGUCUGUAGCAGAAACUGUUGCAUAUAAACUUGUCAUGGAUCCAGCCACACAUACAACUUUCUGAAUCCUCUGCUGUCUGUAAUUUGUGAACUUUGCACUUUGACUGGGUUUCCUUGUAUGACCUGUCAUCAUAACUCAUUAUUUUGAAAAGAAAGAUCUUUACAGAAAUAAAGAUUCUCAAAGUGG
This is a messenger RNA of Rhineura floridana, 5327 nucleotides long. RefSeq names its product RAB15, member RAS oncogene family (gene RAB15). The record is from RefSeq and is a predicted model, not a curated record. The transcript has 7 exons. The coding region runs from base 379 to 1017 and encodes 212 amino acids. Gene Ontology annotation, biological process: Rab protein signal transduction. Gene Ontology annotation, molecular function: GTP binding; GTPase activity. NCBI's taxonomy places the organism in Eukaryota, Metazoa, Chordata, Lepidosauria, Squamata, Rhineuridae.